AUUUCAACUGUUUCAAAAAAGUGACUUCUUGUUCUUAUCACCAUUUCGACAAAUAUAUAAAUCAAUAAAUGAAAAAAAUAUGGUAUAGUAAUCGUUAAACUUUAUAUUUGUAAAUAUUGAAUCGUGGAAGGCAUACUUUGGACAUUAUGGUUAAGAUUGGAUUCUUUUGUAUGAUUGUAAUGUGUGUAAUUAGUAAUACAGAUGCAUCCUGCCAAUUCAAGGAUUCACUUCAGGGUAGAUGGAAUGGAGGUUAUGAUGCAGACACCAGGAAAAAUGUUGUUUUUAGUUUUGAUGGAGAUACACUGAGGGAUUUUACCUUAAACAUGCCAACACUGUCACAGAGUGAUUUUACUUGUGUCGAAAGUUACGAGAAAGGAGAUACAACGAUAUAUACCUUACAAAAUGUGGAGACUCCACAACCCAUUUUUGGGAUCCAAAUCGACAUUUACUUUUGUCUGGCUGUCAAAGGCGAAGAGUAUUCUAUACUGACAGGUUUGAAUCCUAUCCUAAAGGAUAAAGUAUAUGGCGUGAAAGCCGGUACAUCUGUACUUACUAAUGAUAUUUGUAACCAGAAUGGUAAUGAAAUGAACGAAAUGACACAAAUAGCGGACCAAAUAAGCAUGAGAAAGAGUGAAGAAAUAACAAGACUGGUCGAUUCACUAGAAAGGGAACUUGAAGACCGACCUUGAACAUCUGUAGUUACAUUGUAGAUAGUCUCUAAUAACAUUUUGUAGAUUUUCGAGAAAAAAUACUAUAGUUGCACCAGAGAAUAUCAUUUUUGAUUUCAUCUUAUAUAGCUGAUGAUGAUUCUGUAUUCAAGCAAGUUUGGCGCAAUCAGAAGUGUGUACACAAACAUCUGGUCUGAAUUUUUGUAUUGUAAUAUCAAAAUCUUGUAAAUGAUUUUACAGAUGUAAGAAAAUAAUUUACUUACAAAUUGUUUUUAAUUAUCUUCAUUAUUAUUAUUAUCAUCAUUAUCAAUAGAAAAAAAAUGUUAGGUCAUA
Mytilus californianus (California mussel) is the source of this 1001-nucleotide messenger RNA. RefSeq lists its product as uncharacterized. Bases 147 to 689 code for a protein of 180 amino acids. NCBI's taxonomy places the organism in Eukaryota, Metazoa, Mollusca, Bivalvia, Mytilida, Mytilidae. The transcript has 5 exons. The record is from RefSeq and is a predicted model, not a curated record.